CAUACUUCCAACAUACACUGCUUCACUUCUUCACUUACUUACUCACUCACUCUCUUUGUUAGCUUAAGAAAAUGGCAGUACCAGUGCUACUCCUUCUGAGCUCCUUCCUCACUGUUUUUGCUCAAGACCUUCACACUCUCCCAUCCUCUUCUCCCACUCAACAACCUGCUGCAUCACCUCAUCACCACCACCAUCCCCACCACCCACACCCUCUCUCUCCUACUUCAGCACCACUCCACUCUCCUGCUUACCCACCACACCACCACCACCACCACCACCACUCACCAGCACCGGCUCCAGUGGCCCAUCACCACCUUCCACCCACACCGACCCCCACUCCUCUCCACCCACAUUACAGUCCCACCCCUGCACCUGCACCUGCACACCCUCCUGUUCACUCGCCAGCUCCAGUGGCACACCCUCCGGUUUCUCCUGUUCCAAGAAGCUUUGUAGCAGUUCAAGGUGUUGUCUAUGUCAAGUCCUGCAAGUAUGCUUCUGUUGACACUCUCUUGGGAGCCCUACCUCUCCUUGAUGCCACUGUGAAGCUCCAAUGCAACAACACAAGGUACAAGUUGGUCCAAACAGCCAAGACUGACAAGAACGGUUACUUCUUCCUUGAGGCACCAAAGUCCAUAACCACCUACGGUGCUCACAAGUGCAAUGUCGUGUUGGUCAGUGCGCCCAAUGGGCUCAAACCCUCUAACCUCCAUGGCGGUAUCACCGGUGCUCUUCUAAGGCCACAGAAACCCUAUGUCUCAGACUCCAAGCUUCCCUUCUUCCUCUACACUGUUGGGCCUCUUGCUUUUCAGCCCAAUUGCCCAAAAUGAACCAACAAAUUAAAUUAGUCUAAGUCGCAUAUGGUGUUUUUGCCUCUUUUCGGCAUAAUGGUGUUUCCAUUUUCUAGUGCUAGAAUAAUUAUGUUUGUAUUCUAGUGUAGUGUUUCUGGGUUUCGAUUAUUACUAUACAAUAAGAGUGAUAGUAAUAGAUGGAUCUGGUUGUGAUUAUAUUUCGUAUAAAAAACUCUUGUUGUCUUUUGUUUAA
Molecule: messenger RNA, 1041 nt
Organism: Arachis duranensis
Lineage: Eukaryota; Viridiplantae; Streptophyta; Magnoliopsida; Fabales; Fabaceae
Product: non-classical arabinogalactan protein 31
Exons: 2
Coding region: 72-827 (251 amino acids)
Source: RefSeq, a predicted model, not a curated record